AUGUGACGACGAGAGCACUGGAAGGCAGCACAAAAACAGGGAUUGGCGACUCGCGAGCGCAUGCGCGUUAGUCGCAAUACAACCAAACUGUAAAUGCGAACGCCAUCUUUUCAUUGAAGACAUGAUUGAAGGCAGAAAAAGCUCCACUCUAACUCUUCAGCUGAGACAUCAAAAGAGACUAAAAAUGGCAGAAGAUCCAAUCUACGGAAAAAGAUGCAGAACGGAUGACGGUCCAGUGAAAGACAGCCAGUCGGCGGGUCAGAUGCUUAAUCGACUUAAUUUCCUGCAGUGCAACGGCAAAACAGGUGCAGAGUACCUGACAUGGGUAUCAGGCCUUGUGUCCAAGAAUAGACACAACAUGGUACCCUUAAAGAAUCCAGCUGGCGCCACAUGGACGAUAGGAAACCUGGAGGACACCAUUUACUCAGGGGAAGAUGACGAGGUGAAUGGGUGGAGCAAAUCCUACCUUCCUAAGCCAGUACACAUGCAGGUUAUAGGUAUAGUGGAGGGAACUUCGUGCCCGUGUGAGCAGCUGGUUUUGAUGACCUGUGAGGACAGACAGGUGUAUGCCUACGAUGGAGAAGGGGUGGAGCUGCAUUUGGUGGCUUCAAAUCUGGAUCAGCUACGUCACGCGGGAAUAGAAUAUCCAGCAUCCAAGACCUAUUACGAUGGGGAGGCCUUCAAAAAUAUGACCGAGGAGGACUGGGCAGAGGUGAGGAAGAGCGCUGUGUGGAAGAAGCUGGACGAACAGCAUCAUCAACUGGUGAUGUCAAAAAAGUCCAGAUUGCUGGACAAUCUCAAAUUCCCCAUCCCCAUCAUGUAGUGUAUCUUUCAGUGGUGGUGUAUAUUGCAGUGGUAAUCUUCAAUAAGAUAUGCUUGAAAAUGGAGUAAAACCUGCCAACUUGGAAAGUUUGGAAAGCGUGUACAUGCACGUUUGUGGCUGCAGUCAAAAACAUUUCAAAUUUGAACUCUCUUUGCAAGUUUGUACAUUCAGUCCCAGGUGUUAGUUCACUUUUUAAAGAUGUGUUGGAAUACAACAUUGUGGUAAGGGUUUGCUCAAAGAGCUUCAUAAAGAAGAUGGUAGAUCUGAAAAAGUGAGGGGACGGGACAUCCUAAUUGAAGUUGGUCUGGCACGGUGUGGUUUUUCCGAGUGGUCAUCUGUAAUGCUGGGCCCAAAACAGCACCGAGAUCCAACAGGA
Molecule: messenger RNA, 1199 nt
Organism: Sander lucioperca (pikeperch)
Lineage: Eukaryota; Metazoa; Chordata; Actinopteri; Perciformes; Percidae
Exons: 6
Coding region: 122-823 (233 amino acids)
Source: RefSeq, a predicted model, not a curated record